Messenger RNA from Cololabis saira (Pacific saury), 1523 nucleotides. It is a transcript of the gene rnf121, whose product is annotated as ring finger protein 121. Gene Ontology annotation, cellular component: Golgi membrane; endoplasmic reticulum membrane. The coding region runs from base 70 to 1068 and encodes 332 amino acids. Gene Ontology annotation, molecular function: metal ion binding; ubiquitin protein ligase activity. Lineage: Eukaryota; Metazoa; Chordata; Actinopteri; Beloniformes; Belonidae. The record is from RefSeq and is a predicted model, not a curated record. The transcript has 9 exons.
CGGAAGUGACGUGGUGCGGCUGCUCUGCUGAUGCAGAUGGCCCCGGAAAGGUAAAGCAGCACUCCGAAGAUGGCCGGGGUGUUCGAGGUGGAGGUUGACGGUGUGGAGCACGACCACGGGCUGGAGCACCACAAGGAAGCGAGCCAGUUUGAUGUGUCUAAACUCUCACCAGAAGAGAAAUGGAGGCUGGAACAUGCGAGAAUGCAUGCCAAACACAAAGGCCACGAGGCCAUGCACGCAGAGAUGGUGCUGAUCCUCAUCGUCACGCUGGUCAUUGCACAGCUAGUCCUGGUCCAGUGGAAACAGAGACAUCCAAAGUCAUACAAUCUGGUGACUUUGUUCCAGAUGUGGGUAGUACCUCUCUACUUUACUACGAAACUUCACUGGUGGAGGUUCCUGACCACAUGGUUUAUCUUCUCUGUCAUCACAGCGUACAUUUCCUACCGGGCCACUCGUAAGCCACUGGCCUGCACCACACCGAGGUUGGUGUACAAGUGGUUCCUCCUCCUUUACAAGAUCAGCUAUGCCACAGGAAUAGUUGGCUACACCGUCGUCAUGUUUACACUUUUUAAUCUUAACCUAAUAUUCAGGAUAAAGCCCGAAGAUGCGAUGGACUUUGGUGUUUCGCUGCUCUUCUACGGACUGUACUACGGGGUCCUCGGGAGGGACUUUGCAGAGAUGUGUGCAGACUUCAUGGCUUCAACUGUUGGGUACUACAGUGCAUCUGGCAUGCCAACAAAGCACCUCUCUGACAAUAUCUGUGCUGUGUGCGGUCAGCCCAUACUGGUGGAUGUCAGCGAGGAAGGGAUUAUUGAGAACACAUACAGAUUAUCCUGCAACCAUGUGUUCCAUGAGUUCUGCAUAAGAGGAUGGUGCAUCGUGGGAAAGAAGCAGAUGUGCCCUUACUGUAAAGAGAAGGUGGAUCUGAAGAGGAUGUUCAGUAACCCCUGGGAGAGGCCGCAUGUCAUGUACGGACAGCUUUUAGACUGGCUUCGAUACCUUGUCGCCUGGCAGCCCGUUAUCAUCGGCUUUGUGCAGGGUAUCAACUACAUCCUCGGUCUGGAGUGACCCGUGACGGACUGAAACGGACAUCGAUGUCGAGCAGGAAACGUGUGCACUGGCUCCGAUGACCGAGGGCCUGAAACUGAACUAAAAGACCAAUAAAAGUGUCUAUACUCUUUUUGUAAAUAUUUUUAAACACACAUAUCUGUAUUUACAGCUAUUUGGAUUGUUAGUAAUUUUGAUUCUGGAUGUCUGUCAAUGUCCCAGGAUUCCAUUCUCAGAGCAGCUAUGUGUGAAGUCAGGGGCUGCGUCCUCUGAAUGCUGCAUUUACAGGCCGGCAAGGUCACAGCGGUGUCACAUGUAGGCUGUCCCAUGUCAUAAACUCCUCCGGAUGCAGUCUACAAGUGCAUGUUUCUCUCAAACUGAGAAGGCUCCAUCAGAUUGAUUUAAAAUAAAUGUUAUUUUUUAGGUCUCGCAUAACCUAAGAUUCAUUGCUUUGAUAAAUAAAACAUUGCCACUGA